CCAUGUGACCUCUGUGAUCAUUCACAGAUUUCACUAGUAGUAAGCAAUGAUGUCAGAAGUGACAUCAUUGCUUACUACUCUUCAUGUGAUCACUGAUUGGCCAAUUAGUGAUCACACGAUCGGGACCUCGCACAGAGGUCCCGUACAGCGAUCGGUUUUUCGGAGGACACAGCGGGCACCGGAUCUCGGUGCCUCGCACUCCCAGGGAGCGCGCACGAUCCAAAACGGCGGGCGCCAUUUAUAAACGGCAACCCGACCCUGCACUGUCACCGUCCGGCCGUUUAUAUACAUGGGCCGGACGGGAA
Molecule: messenger RNA, 305 nt
Organism: Staurois parvus
Lineage: Eukaryota; Metazoa; Chordata; Amphibia; Anura; Ranidae
Source: the annotation of a GenBank genome assembly